Messenger RNA from Etheostoma cragini (Arkansas darter), 2261 nucleotides. RefSeq names its product leucine rich repeat containing 32 (gene lrrc32). Gene Ontology annotation, molecular function: protein binding. The record is from RefSeq and is a predicted model, not a curated record. The transcript has 4 exons. Bases 66 to 2036 code for a protein of 656 amino acids. Lineage: Eukaryota; Metazoa; Chordata; Actinopteri; Perciformes; Percidae.
ACAUGACACCACUGAUAAAACAUAAAGGAUGAAAGGAUAGUGAAUGUGAAACCUCACCUGCUACCAUGUACGUACAAGAAACAGCUGAAGAAGAGACCAGCACCAUGGCCGCCUUCCAGCUGCUCUUCCCGCUGUUGGUCAGCUGCGUGGCGGCAUCCGUACAUCCUCUUGGCCACCUGACUGGAUGCCAAGUUGUCCAGAUGGAUGUGUUUUGCAGUGAUCUGAGCCUCAAAAGUGCCCCAGUCAACCUUCCUCAUGGCGUCCAAAUGCUGGACCUUUCUCGUAACCAGGUGCAGAAUCUCACCCAGGAAACUCUAGCUUACCACACCGGCUUCCAUCAUCUGAAUCUUCACUCUAACAAGAUCCACUUUAUCCAGCCGGGGCUCUUCAAAGACAUGACUGAUCUAAGAGUCCUGGAUCUGUCCAGGAAUCAUCUGAAUGUUUUUGCUUUCUCCAAAAUCAACAUUGGACCUCUUACAACUGUAGAGUCACUUGAUCUUUCAAACAAUGGGCUGUACACAGGGAUGUCGGACUAUUUCCUGGCUGAUUCUCCAUCGCUGGCAAACCUUUCUCUGAACAGCAACAGCAUCACCAAAAUAGCACAAAAUACCUUCAAUGGAUCCUCGUCAUUGAUUAAAAUCAACCUCCACAAUAAUGUCAUCAUGGAGAUUGAAGAUGGAGCUUUUGAAUCCUUGGAUAAACUGACUGAACUCGAUCUGUCCAAGAACUCCAUCACGUGCAUCACAAACUUCAAUCUCUUUAACCUAAAAGUGCUUAAUCUCAGCAAGAACAGCAUGGAGCUUUUCCAAAGCACAACAUCAGGAGAUUUGUGUAAACUCCGCUCUCUUGAUCUAAGUGAAAACAAAAUGCCUUACUUCCCCCUUCUCCCUAGAAAAAACAUGCUUGAAUACCUGGACAUUUCACGAAACCAACUUCAAAGCAUCAAUGUCACAGGAAGUCCUGAAAAAAAGACACAAGUUUAUUUUUUUCACCUGAAAUAUUUGGACAUGAGUUACAACCAACUCAAAAGUCUAGCAGAGUCAUUUUUUCACUGUAUGGGAUCACUCGAGGUCCUGAAUGUGAGUAAUAACUGUAUCAGCUCGUUCUCUAUCAACAACCAAAACCUUCUACAGACAGUGAAGAUUAUCAAUCUCAGCUUUAAUUCGCUGCAGAGUCUGACAUUUGGGGAAAACACUCUACAAUCAUUGGAAAAGCUCUUCUUACAUGGAAAUGACCUCACCACCCUGGACAAUCAAGUAUUUCAAAGACCUCCAAGCCUCAAAUACCUGCAGCUCCAGCAGAAUAACCUGGUUAUCUGUUCCUCGGACCGAAACCACCAGGAACCUCCAGGUUGUGUCUCAUUUUCUUCAAUACCAAACUUGCAGUUCCUGUACCUGUCUGAAAACAAUCUGAAGAGUCUGCCUGCGAAUGCGUUUGCCAACAGCCCUCUGAAGUUACUGGACUUGUCCCUGAACCCAGGCUUAGACAUGGACAAAGACUCCCUCUCUGGUCUUGAGCAUUCCCUGGUCCACCUCCUCUUGAGGGAAAACAAUAUUUCCAGUCUAAACACAGACCUGUCGUUGCUGAGCAGUCUCAAACACAUAGACCUGUCCACCAACCAGUUGACCGCUCUACCUAUGUGGAACAAAGACUCCUCCAUAGAGUCACUGAACCUGCACAACAACAACCUGGUCACCCUGGAGUACAGCACUAUGCUCGCUCUGGAGCACUCACUAAAGACCCUCUACAUGGGCUCCAACCCACUGAGCUGCUGCAGCAACCUUGACUUCCUCCACAUGGUCCAGCACUCGGCCGUGGUCGUUCCCGACAUCGAGACUGUGACCUGCAUUCACGAGGAGUAUUCAGAACCGGUCAACAUCGAGAAGGUGACCCAGAAAAUGUGUCAUAGAUCAGGCGGCCAGAACUAUAUUAUUGCAUUUGUAGUGGUAGUGUUAGUUGUGAUGAUUGUGCUGGGCCUGCUGGUUAAAUGUUGCCAACUGAGGAAAAAAAAGCACAUCCAAAGCUUUAGCGCUUAAUGUAAAAUCAUGAAGGAAUUUAUGAGACUUGGAUGGUGUUUCUAACCAGAAACAGUAGAAACACAUGAAUGUAGUGUCUGUGAUGUCACCCAACGUCUUAUGAAGGGACUAUUUAAUGCCUUGAGUUGGGUUUACUACUAUCAUCUUUGCCACUAGAGUGAAGAAAUCUAAAUUUGAGAUGGGACACGCAAUAAGCAACCACAAUGGCUGGGCGAGCUGUCAAUA